AAUACCAGAUAAAAAACAAUUGAAUGACAUGGUUAAGACAUAUGGUGUUAAGAGUAGAAGGCAGAUUUAUAUAUUAAAAAUGAUAAGUUGAGGUUCAGAGUUAUUUGUCUUGGGACUAAUCCUACUUUGGGUUCUGGUGAGGGGCAGAAUAGUAAAUUUAGAGGGCUAGGGUUAAAACAAGAUAAAAGGCACUUGAAGCCCACUUGUCCUUGGGCGGUUCAGAUCUUCAGGAGAACUGAAAAGGAAUCUUGGUGUGUGAAAACCAUUACCUCACAACAUCAUUGCCUCCAAACAAGAGAAGUGGGCCUGUACACCAUGUCUCGGAUAGCUAAUGAGAUCCAACCCAUGAUCGAGUCAAACCCUGACAUGCCUUUGCCAGCCAUACAGGAUAUGCUUGUGAAGAACCAUCAGGUGAAUGUUUCAAUCCAGAAAGUGUUUAGGGCUAAAAGAAUUGCUACAACAAGGAUCAUUGGAGAUUAUAGAGAGCAGUAUGGUAUCCUAAGGUCUUAUUGUGAAGCACUGUUGAGGGCAAAUCCAGGUAGCACAAUUAAAAUAGAUUGUGAACCCUGUGCUAACCCUUGUCUUCCUACUAGGCAAUUCAAGAGAUGUUAUGUUUGUUUUGCUUCUAUUAUGAGAGGGUUCAAGAUGUGUGGUAGAGAAAUAUUGGGACUAGAUGGAUGUUUUAUGAAAGGUCCAUUUCCUGGACAGAUUCUUACUGCAAUUGGUGUUGAUGGCAACAACGGUAUAUAUCCUGUAGCAUAUGCUUUAGUGGAGGCUGAAACUUUUAAAUCUUGGGAAUGGUUUUUGGAAUUACUCAAAGAUGAUCUUGGCUUAGAAGACAGUACCAACUUCACAUUUAUCUCAGAUAGGCAAAAGGGACUACUUCUGCCUCCCAAACACCAUAAGCAGGUUGGGAGGCCACAAAAGAAGAGAAAGAAAUCAGUUGGUGAGGCUGAAGUUGAAGCUCAUUUUGAUAGUGAGGAAAAAAUGACCAGGAAGGGCAAUACAACCAAGUGCAGCAAGUGUGGAAAUUUGGGACACAACAGUAGGACAUGCAAGGGGCAGGGUGGGGAGAAUGUGGAGAAUGUUGUACAUGCACCAAGUGAGGAUCAAGUUGCAGGUGGAGAAAACAAAACCAGGAAGAAGUGUAGCAAGUGUGGAAGCUUGGGUCACAACAGUAGGACAUACAAGGGCCAGGAAGGGGAGAAUGUUCAAGAAUCUCAAACUGUAUCACAAGGUGCACCAAGUGAGAGUGAAGCUUAGUUAGGUUGAUUUCAAUGGUUUAAGACUUGUUUAUGUAUGGUUUAAG
Helianthus annuus (common sunflower) is the source of this 1309-nucleotide messenger RNA. RefSeq lists its product as uncharacterized. The transcript is spliced from 2 exons. Lineage: Eukaryota; Viridiplantae; Streptophyta; Magnoliopsida; Asterales; Asteraceae. The coding region runs from base 316 to 1263 and encodes 315 amino acids. The record is from RefSeq and is a predicted model, not a curated record. Gene Ontology annotation, molecular function: zinc ion binding; nucleic acid binding.